Schistocerca nitens (vagrant locust) is the source of this 1797-nucleotide messenger RNA. It is a transcript of the gene Eb1, whose product is annotated as microtubule-associated protein RP/EB family member 1. Bases 112 to 969 code for a protein of 285 amino acids. Gene Ontology annotation, molecular function: microtubule plus-end binding. Lineage: Eukaryota; Metazoa; Arthropoda; Insecta; Orthoptera; Acrididae. Gene Ontology annotation, biological process: regulation of microtubule polymerization or depolymerization; spindle assembly; protein localization to microtubule plus-end. The record is from RefSeq and is a predicted model, not a curated record. Gene Ontology annotation, cellular component: microtubule plus-end; microtubule organizing center; spindle midzone. The transcript is spliced from 7 exons.
GAGAACUACUAGCAGAGUUGCUCCGUGCUGCUGCAAGUACGUUGUCAGAGAACUUGUAAGAGGCAGGCAUCGUGGUGUUGGUGAAAGCAACUGUAAUUAGACGUUAGAGAGAUGGCUGUCAAUGUGUACUCGACUAACGUAACAGCAGACAACUUAAGUCGACAUGAUAUGUUGGCUUGGGUAAAUGACUGCUUGGCGUCGAGUUUUACGAAAAUUGAGGAAUUAUGUACCGGCGCUGCCUAUUGUCAGUUCAUGGAUAUGCUAUUUCCAGGAAGUGUUAUUAUGAAAAGAAUAAAAUUCAAGACGAAUCUAGAACAUGAAUAUAUCCAGAACUUCAAAAUUUUGCAGGCUGCCUUUAAAAAGAUGGGAGUUGAUAAGGUAAUUCCAGUAGAUAAAUUAAUAAAAGGAAGAUUUCAGGACAAUUUUGAGUUCCUCCAAUGGUUCAAGAAAUUCUUUGAUGCAAAUUAUGAUGGGCGCGAGUACGAUGCUCUGGAGGCACGUGGUGGCCUGCCACUAGGCAGUGGAAGCCGGACAGGCAGCUUGCAUCAGUUACCUGUCACGGCAGUAACUGGAACAUUGCGCCAACCGAAUCCAAAAAUCAAUAUGCAAACUAGGCCAUCCCCUGCUCCCCCUAUCAAACAGCUGGCAACAAGAGUACAGCCUAGGCCAGCACCAAACAGGCAGUCUGCAUCACAAGUACCAAAUCAAAAGCAAGAUAACAGUCGAAUUGAGGAGUUGAGUACACAGUUGAUGGAAAUGAAACUGACAGUAGAUGGUCUGGAGAAGGAGCGAGAUUUUUACUUUGGCAAACUUAGAGAGAUUGAAGUAAUGUGCCAAGAAAAUGAUAAUGAACAAAACCCUAUAAUUCAAAAAAUACUGGAUAUAUUGUAUGCAACAGAGGAAGGCUUUGCAGCCCCAGAUGAAGUGGAUGGUCAGAUAACUAAUGACCAAAUUGAAGAGGAAUAUUGAAAAAUUUGCAGAAAAAAGAAUGUGAUGAUUAAGGGCUUCAGUAAUUUUUGUGCUAAGUGUCUUCUUUUUUUUUAUACAUGUAUAACUCAGAAUUUUAAAUUAUCCCAGUAAUAAACGUAACACACUAGGUCAAAGCUUUUAAGGGCCCAAGUUUUUUAAUUGCCAUUUUUUGUGAAUUUCAAAAUUGGUGAAAGCAGUUUAUAUUUUAAAGUUGUCACACAGGCAUUGUAUAGAAACCGUAAUUUACUCAUUUCUAGUUGAAUGUAUAUAGUUUAUGGUACGUUUACUUCAAAUGAUUAGUAUUUUAUGAACAGCACACUUCAACAAAAAAGAAAAUAUUUUUUAAGUAUUUUGUGUGUUCACACUUUGUCAAGCAUUUUGUUCAUUGUAAUACUUGUUGAUGUUUCAAAUGUGUGAGCAGUAGCUGCUCAGCCUCUUGGAGGAGUUUGUUACAGUGUGAGUGCUUUACUGCAUUGUGAAGGACACUUGUGAUGCUUUCUCUUGUCUUCAGAAUUACUGAAGGCAUUACUGUAGGCAUUGUUUGCACCAUGAUUUGCUGCUGUCAGGAGAGGUGCUUCAUGUUGUACUGCUGCCGCCAUCAUGUGCAAUUGAUCCGCAGUGAAAUAUUAAUAAUAUACUAUUUGUUGUGUAUUUUGAGCCAUUGAGGUGACUGCAGUGAACUUCAAAACCUCAAUAUAUACUUUGCUCAUCUCGACUAACUAGAAAAAUAUUUAUAUUUGUUUUAGUGUUUUUUCUUUAGUAUUCUCUAAACCCAGUAAAUCUUCAGUUAAUGUAUGAUUUGCAUUUAAUAAAACUUCUCACAUAGAU